Molecule: messenger RNA, 1002 nt
Organism: Hyla sarda
Lineage: Eukaryota; Metazoa; Chordata; Amphibia; Anura; Hylidae
Product: gastrula zinc finger protein XlCGF71.1-like
Exons: 1
Biological process (GO): regulation of transcription by RNA polymerase II
Molecular function (GO): RNA polymerase II cis-regulatory region sequence-specific DNA binding; DNA-binding transcription factor activity
Source: RefSeq, a predicted model, not a curated record
CAUACAGGAAGGAAACCAUAUUCAUGCUCAGAAUGUGGGAAAUGCUUUAUUUCUAAAUCAAGUCUUGUUAGACAUCAGAGAUAUCACACAGGAGUGAAGUCAUUUUCAUGUUCAGAAUGUGGGAAAUGUUUUCCUUUUGAAUCAGGUCUUAUUGUACAUAAAAGAACUCACACAGGGGAGAAGCCAUAUUCAUGUUCAGAAUGUAGAAAAUGUUUUACUCAGAAAUCACAUCUUGUUCAACAUCAAAGAACUCACACAGGGGAGAAGCCAUUUUCAUGUUCGGAAUGUGAGAAAUGUUUUACUGAUAAAGCAAAUCUUUUUAAACAUCAGAGAUGUCACACAGUGGAUAAACCAUUUUCAUGUUCAGAAUGUGGGAAAUAUUUUACUGAGAAAGCAAAUCUUCUUAAACAUCAAAGAACUCACACAGGGGAGAAGCCAUUUUCAUGCUCAGCAUGUGGAAAAAGUUUUACUUACAAAUCAACUCUCGUUGAACAUGAAAAAUCUCACACAGAUAAGAAGCCAUUUUCAUGUUCAGAAUGUAGGAAAUGUUUUACUAAAAUAUCAAAUCUUAAAAAACACCAAAGAACUCACACAGAGGAGAAGCUAUUUUCAUGUUCAGAAUGUGGGAAAUGUUAUACUCGGAAACCAAACCUUAUAAGUCAUCAAAGAACUCACACAGGAGAGAAACCAUUUUUAUGCUCAGAAUGUGGGAAAUGUUUUACUUGGAAAUCAGCUCUUCUUCAGCAUCAAAGAACUCACACAGGAGAGAAGCCAAUUCAGAGCAGUAAAUGAUGCAGACAACACAUCUAUAUAUUACCAUGUACAUAGGAUAUCUGACAUUUAUACAUAUAUCAUAUACUGCAUCUCCAAACUUGUUACCAAUUGUUAAUAAACGUUUUCUUUUAGAACGUAGUCACCGAUCCAGCGAUGUCAUGUCAUACAGCUCAGCUACAUGUGUAUAUAUAUAUUUUUUUAAGUAUUAACUUUUUUGUUUUGCAUACA